Micromonas pusilla CCMP1545 is the source of this 696-nucleotide messenger RNA. RefSeq lists its product as uncharacterized. Bases 1 to 696 code for a protein of 231 amino acids. Gene Ontology annotation, cellular component: endoplasmic reticulum. The record is from RefSeq and is a predicted model, not a curated record. Gene Ontology annotation, molecular function: L-ascorbic acid binding; procollagen-proline 4-dioxygenase activity; iron ion binding. NCBI's taxonomy places the organism in Eukaryota, Viridiplantae, Chlorophyta, Mamiellophyceae, Mamiellales, Mamiellaceae. Gene Ontology annotation, biological process: peptidyl-proline hydroxylation to 4-hydroxy-L-proline. The transcript has a single exon.
AUGUUCGCCAUCUCGGGGUUCCUCACGCGCGACGAGGCGGAGGAGAUCAUACGGGUCGCCGCUCCGGCGUUGCAUCCUUCGCUCGUGGUGAGACACGCCGCCGCCGCCGACGCCGACGCGGCGGCGACGACGGGCGAGACGUCCGAAGGCCGCACGAGCUGGAACGCGCGCGUGGCGUCCACACACCCCGCGGUUCGCGCCGCGGUGCAGCGCGCGUGCUACCUCUCCAACCUCACUCCCGCGCACGCGGAGCCCGCGCAAGUCGUAAGGUACCUCCCUUCUCAGAAAUACGAUCCACACUGCGAUUGGUUCGACCCCGCGGGCGCGACGUUCGAGGAAAAGACCCGGCGCGGCGGCCAGCGCGUGGUGACGCUCCUCGCGUACCUCCGCGAGCCGACGCGCGGCGGUCGGACGACGUUCCCGAAGCUUCAUCUGGGGUUCGACCCCAGGGUGGGAGACGCGGUGCUGUGGUGGAACGUCGACGACGACGGAAAGGAGGAUCCGAGGACGACGCACGCGGGCGAGCCCGUGGAGGCGGGGGAGAAAUUCGCGCUGAACAUCUGGCUGCGCGCGCGUCCGACGCGAGGCGAGGGCGGGGGUGGGGGUGGGGAGGGGGUAGGGGGCGCGGGGGAGGAAGAGGAGGCAUAUGCGGUCGAGGACGACGCGGCCGCGCGAGCGAUAGAGGCGUCGACGUAG